Teleopsis dalmanni is the source of this 1009-nucleotide messenger RNA. Its product is annotated as serine protease persephone-like. The coding region runs from base 124 to 972 and encodes 282 amino acids. NCBI's taxonomy places the organism in Eukaryota, Metazoa, Arthropoda, Insecta, Diptera, Diopsidae. Gene Ontology annotation, biological process: proteolysis. Gene Ontology annotation, molecular function: serine-type endopeptidase activity. The record is from RefSeq and is a predicted model, not a curated record. The transcript is spliced from 5 exons.
CACCUACUAAAAUCUUAAUUGUGAUAUGAUCUGGUAUAUCUACAAUUUUACUAUCUUUUGGAAAUUUUUAAUUUUGAUUCAACUUCGCCUCUGUCGAAACUAACUGAAACUGAAGCACCUGUCAUGGAUCGUGCGAAAGAAGUAGAACGACCUGCAGUUAGAGCUUGUCGAUUAAUAGAAGAGAAUUUAGCAGUCGAUGCAGUUGCGCAUAUACUUGACGGAGUACCAGUAUCACUAGGAGAAUACCCACAUAUGGCAGCUAUUGGGUUCAGUAUUAUAGGAAAUGAAGAUGAAUAUGAUUUUCGUUGUGGUGGGACUUUAAUUGAUCCAAGAUUUGUUUUGACAGCAGCACAUUGCGUAAACAGUCGUGAAAGUAUGCCUGCCGUUGUGCGUAUGGGUGUAGUCGAUUUUACAGAUGAAGAACAAAUGGAUGAUCGUGUCGAAAUACCCGUUAUUAAAACUCAUAUACAUGAAAAUUACAGUUCUGGCAGUAAUUAUAACGAUAUAGCAUUAUUAGAAUUGGAAAGAAAUGUGACGUACACACUUGAUGUAUUUCCAACAUGUUUAUACACAAACAUAGAGGAUCCACCAGAAGAUUCUAUACUCUAUGUAACUGGUUGGGGUGUUGUUGAUGUUACAACACGAAGAAAGUCUGAUGUGCUGCUGAAAGCAAAAUUAAAAAUAACUCCAUUAAGUGCUUGCAAUAGAAGUUAUGCUGAACAAGGUCUUACGCGGCAAAUAUCUCAGGGUAUUAUAAAUUCUCAAAUGUGUGCUCAAGAUGACAGUGAGAUGAAAGAUGCUUGUCAGGGUGAUUCGGGUGGACCACUGAAUCUAGUUGUAAACGAAACAAUCAAAAAUUACCGUAUAAUUGGCAUUGUAUCAGCGGGUUUUAGUUGUGGAACCGAAACGCCAGGAUUUUAUACACGUGUCGCUGCAUUCUUAGAUUAUAUAGAAAGUAUUGUGUGGCCUUAAUCUAAGUAAAUGAUUAAAAGAUGCCUAAACUACAUAA